CCUGUUAGGGAAGUACCCCAGUUUCUCACGUUCAGUGCGUGUCCCUGUGGAGGGGACGGCACGUAUAUUCUUUUUCCCCAGAAUUUGUUCCUCUGACGGGCAGGCUGUGGCUGUAAAAUCACUAUGUCCUUUCUUGCGCUUCUGUUUCUUCCACUCGCUUUGAAACAAUCCCUAUCUGGCUGCCAGCAGAACCAGGAAGCAGAUGGGAAAGAGAAGAGGCAGGGGAAACAUCGAAUUGGGAGCGUUAUGUCCUUCGCGGGCUCCCGUAGUGCAGGGCCACCGCGGCGCAGUGCGCGGUCUUUUCAAAGCGCGAGACGUUCAGAGCGCAACGGCUGUUGCCGGGGUGCGACGGAGGAGGUCCGGGCGAGUAAGUCGUCGCUUCGGUUUUCUAGUCUAGGCUGGUGUGAGACGCUCGUAAGGCGAGGUGACUUGGCACCAGUCUCUGGCGGAAGCAGGAUCUGAUCCCGCAGCCUCUGAUUUAACCGUGUGGUUGCUAUAAUGGAAGGAAUCAAUAAUUUCAAGACACCAAACAAAUUAUCUGAGAAAAGGAAAUCUGUAUGUUCAACUCCGUGUAUAAAUAUCCCUGCCUCUCCGUUUAUGCAGAAGCUUGGCUAUGGGACUGGGGUAAAUGUUUACCUAAUGAAAAGAUCUCCAAGAGGUUUGUCUCAUUCUCCUUGGGCUGUGAAAAAGAUUAAUUCUAUAUGUAAUGAUCAUUAUCGAAGUGUAUAUCAAAAGAGACUGACUGAUGAAGCUAAGAUUUUGAAAAGCCUUCAUCAUCCAAACAUCGUGGGUUAUCGAGCUUUUACUGAAGCCAGUGAUGGCAGUAUGUGCCUUGCCAUGGAGUAUGGAGGGGAAAAGUCUCUAAAUGACUUAAUAGAAGAGCGAUACAAAAACAGCCAAGGUCCUUUUCCAGCAGCUAUAAUUUUGAAAGUUGCCUUGAACAUGGCAAGAGGGUUAAAGUAUCUGCACCAAGAAAAGAAACUACUUCAUGGAGACAUAAAAUCUUCAAAUGUUGUAAUUAAAGGUGAUUUUGAAACAAUUAAAAUCUGCGACGUAGGAGUUUCUCUCUCAUUGGAUGAAAAUAUGACUGUGACUGAUCCUGAGGCCUGUUACAUUGGUACUGAGCCAUGGAAACCCAAGGAAGCUUUGCAGGAAAAUGGAAUUAUUACUGACAAGGCAGACAUAUUUGCCUUUGGCCUUACUCUGUGGGAAAUGAUGACUUUAUCUAUUCCACACAUUAAUCUUAAUCUUACAGAUGAUGAUGAUGAUGAUGAAGAUAAAACUUUUGAUGAAAGUGACUUUGAUGAUGAAGCAUACUAUGCAGCUCUGGGAACCAGGCCCCCUGUUAAUAUGGAAGAACUGGAUGAAUCGUACCAGAGGGUACUUGAACUCUUCUCUGUGUGCACUAAUGAAGACCCUAAAGCUCGCCCUUCUGCCACACACAUUGUUGAAGCUUUGGAAUUAGAUGGCCAGUGAUCAUGUUUUUGAUGACCUCAGUGUAUAAUGGUCUGUUUUCUUGGAUGUUUAUAUGUUACUAUGCUGAUCUGCAGUUAUUACCCUCUGGAAGUGGCCUAUUUUAGGUCCUAUUUAGGUCCUUGUUAAUUUUGAAUAGCUUAUUUUAUUUUAUUUUAUGUUUUUGGUACCUGGGAUUGAACUCAGGACCUUGUGCUU
This is a messenger RNA of Fukomys damarensis (Damara mole-rat), 1671 nucleotides long. It is a transcript of the gene Pbk, whose product is annotated as PDZ binding kinase. The coding region runs from base 499 to 1476 and encodes 325 amino acids. Gene Ontology annotation, biological process: protein phosphorylation. The record is from RefSeq and is a predicted model, not a curated record. The transcript has 9 exons. Gene Ontology annotation, molecular function: ATP binding; protein serine/threonine kinase activity. Lineage: Eukaryota; Metazoa; Chordata; Mammalia; Rodentia; Bathyergidae.